UGAUGGGUGCAGUUGUCCGGCAGCAGUCAGUCUGUGGUCAGCAUCAGUCCGACACGGAGACAUAGUCUACUGAAAGGCUUUAGCAGCCACCAUAUCAACGAUGGAUCCUUCCUCCCAGGACGGAGAGGACACUGAAGCCUCCGUACCUCUCAACCCUGUCCAAGAGUCCCUUGACCAUCAGGAAUCCCCGGCUGCAUCCUGCUGGCUCCUCUACUUGAAGCCUGUGGUUGCCAUCAGUGUUGGCAUGCUGCUGUUUGGAUCAGGCACAGCUCUGUCCCUGCUCUACUUCACACAGGUGCGAAAUGUCUCCUACCUGCUGGGGCCACUGUUCCUCUCUGUGGGUCUGAUGUUGCUGGUCACUGGUCUGGUCUGGAUCCCCGUGCUCAAACACAGCCUGGGACACAAAGCGCUCACCAAGGUCAACCAUGGCAUGGGGCUCCAAGUGGACCACAAACACCACUGAUGGGGAAUUCAGACUGGAACCUUUGUUUCUUUUCUGUAUUUUAUUUGAUGAAAAUGUCAAAGUUUGCAGUAAAAAUGGUGGAGUUUGUAUUUUCUCUCACACACAUGGGUUAUUUUCUGCUGUCCAUCUGUCCCACUGUGAUCCAUAGAGGCUCUUCUGCAUGCUCGUUGGUCCCUGUGUUAUUUAUUUAUUUGCCUUUCUGCUCAUUGUGGCUGCUGGCUGGCCUGUGUAAUCCUUUAGAACAGGAUUACCGAGGCAGAGAAAUGCCAGUGGACAUAUCCAUCUCUGAUUGUUCUGACAUCAACAUGGCCACCAGUUGUAGACCACCCAAUCCCCACCCCUACACACACACACACACACAUUUUAGCUUUGUGCUGUGGCAUCAGGCCAAAGCGAAUGAAAUGAUCUGACAUGAUCUAACCUGCAGUCCAUCUGUCUGCGUGCAGUAUGCAAAUACCCUGUCAGAAAACAACUGUUUGUGACACAGAAACAGAUGCAAACAUGAAUAUCUGUUAAUAUAGAAUGUUGGACAUCAUUCACUUUCUCAUCUUUCUGUUUCAGUUCAUAGGUGAAUGGAUUUGUUAAUUAAAUUUUUUGGGGGAAAUUACAGCAGUUUUUUGUGAACUUGAUUCAACUCUCCUCUCCCCACGCAGUGCAGACUUUACACCAUUCAGCCCUCAGUACCUACACCCAUCAAAGAAUUCAUUCACCCAUUCUUAGAUGAAGAUUAAGACAAUGAGUGACAAAAAAAUCAUUACAGCGAGGAAACCUCUUUCACUGUUCAUAUGCACACCUGACUGUUGUUUUAAGACAACACUUGAAAAAUUGUGAACCUAUUUUUUAGGCUCACAAAGGUAAUCAGGGCUAUUGCCGUGCACUGCAUACUGCAGUAUCCUCCUGUAUGUUCCUGUUAUUUGAUCCACCACUAUAUGCACUGCAUAAUAGGCUUGGAAGACCCAGUCCACACAUAAAUACUCCCAACUUUUUCUAGCCUAGUUAUGAUCAGCCUUACUGACACUGGCAUGCCAGGUAACCUUAUGUGUUCUUCCCCUGAUGUCUGCCUGUCAGUCAGGUCAGUAAGUAUUUCACAAUAA
Molecule: messenger RNA, 1557 nt
Organism: Thunnus maccoyii (southern bluefin tuna)
Lineage: Eukaryota; Metazoa; Chordata; Actinopteri; Scombriformes; Scombridae
Product: phosphoinositide-interacting protein-like
Exons: 2
Coding region: 101-463 (120 amino acids)
Biological process (GO): phosphatidylinositol-mediated signaling; positive regulation of cation channel activity
Molecular function (GO): phosphatidylinositol bisphosphate binding; transmembrane transporter binding
Source: RefSeq, a predicted model, not a curated record